Molecule: messenger RNA, 1654 nt
Organism: Carassius gibelio (silver crucian carp)
Lineage: Eukaryota; Metazoa; Chordata; Actinopteri; Cypriniformes; Cyprinidae
Exons: 5
Coding region: 168-776 (202 amino acids)
Source: RefSeq, a predicted model, not a curated record
UGCUACGCCCCUGAACCUGACAGAUUCCAUAGAUUCCUCAGUUGUUGAGGAAGUUCAGUCCGUGGGGAUGGUUAAAUGACCGAGUGGCACUCAUCAGUUUAUGGUAGAAUAGUAGAUGCACGUUUUCAGCAGAACGCAGACAAGACUAACUUCAGUAUUUUCUAGAAAUGAUAUUUUUACUGCUCGUAGUUCAAGGGCUGAUGUUCAUCUUGACUGGUGGUGAGAGGGUCAGCGAGGGAAAGAUCUGCUCCAAGAAGAUCUUCGAGCGGUCUAAACUGAAAGCGGAUGAUCAUUUGAUGGUGGUGAGAUGUGGCACAAAUGAAUUGGUCGCACAGUUCAACUGUAUAAACUGGAACUGCAGUGACGACCCAGAUACAGAGGGAUGGUUCAAUCGAACAGGAGAUUUGGUCCUGAACCUGCUGAACUGCAGUAGCUUGGAUCGGUAUAAUGCAACCCUCAAUCUACAGCCGAUUCUACAGAACUUCACUCUUGAUGAAGAACCAGUAUUGUCCUCCACCAAAGCGUCACCACAGACCUCCUCCCCAAAACCUCCUGACUCCUCUGGACACCUGUGGCUGUGGCUGUGUGUUUUACUGAUUCUUCCAGUGUUGACUGUGAUCGGUUUCCUCUUGUUGAAGAAACACUGGAGGGAUCGUGAAGCAUUACCUGAUGCUGAAAAAGCUAGAGAAACCCCUGCUGUCUCCAGCACAGCAUCUGCACAAAAUAAUUGGGGAAAAAAUUGCACAGUGUGUAGCUGUCUUCUUCAAGACUUAUAGAGAAACCACUGACGAUCAGCUCGUGGACAUCUGACUUGAUUAACUACUGAGUUUGCACUGAUGUAUUCAGAAAAACAUCUGCUGGUCCAGAUAGUUCAGUGUUUUUUACUCCAUGGUGUCUAAUGCUGGCAAAUAUUUUUACUAAAGGCCUUUAUGUCAGUUUGCAAGAAACAAUCUCUCCUAAGCAAUACUGUAAACUUCAGGGAGCCCACUUAUUUGGUACAUUUUAAUAUUUAAAUUAACAACAGUGCUCAAACAAUGAUAUUCCGCUGCUGUUUAUUUUAAGAUCUAAUAAUCACACUCCAAAAAAAAAAAAGGAAAUUUCAACACAAAAAAGUGAUUCUCUCAUAAAAAAUAUUUUUUGAAAUUGUAAAAUUAUGUUGCAAUAAUAAGGUUAGUUCACCCAAAAAUGAAUAUUAGCCCAUGAAUUAUUCCCUCUCAAGGCUUUCUAGGUUUUUAUGACUUUCUUCUUUCAGAUGAAUCCAGUCUGAGUGCAUCAGUCCAAAAGAAAUCAAAAUAAAUUUAUCAAAUAAAGCACAUUCAUAAUAAAAAGUGCCUCCCAUGGUUCUGCUUCGCUAAAGUAGGAAAACUUUGCUUCCUUUUGCUUCUGUUAACAAACAUUGUUUUUCACGAGACUCUGGCACAUGUGCAACGCGGUUACAAUGCUUUCGUGGUCAACUGUUAGCGCCAGUCCUAAAAAAAGAAAAAGGGAGAUAAGUCUUGCUUUAUUUCUGUGUGCAUUUUUCUUAUUUAAGUGUAAUGUGUAAUUUAUUCAGUGUCUUAGAUACAUGUGUAGUUGUGAUUUCUGUGUUCUUUGGUACUUCUCAUCUCACAGCUGUCUAGUAGGUACCAUUAAUAAAACACUCCACUUUUUGGCU